Pararge aegeria (speckled wood butterfly) is the source of this 3421-nucleotide messenger RNA. It is a transcript of the gene smid, whose product is annotated as nuclear valosin-containing protein-like. Gene Ontology annotation, molecular function: preribosome binding; ATP hydrolysis activity; ATP binding. NCBI's taxonomy places the organism in Eukaryota, Metazoa, Arthropoda, Insecta, Lepidoptera, Nymphalidae. The record is from RefSeq and is a predicted model, not a curated record. Gene Ontology annotation, cellular component: nucleus. The transcript has a single exon. The coding region runs from base 96 to 2684 and encodes 862 amino acids. Gene Ontology annotation, biological process: ribosome biogenesis.
CGCCGCUGUCAUUUUGGCAAACAUUGCAAUCUGCGUCGAGUCUGAACGUAAAAUUAUAUUCAAUUGUAUUAUUUACAAUAAAAAAAGCGUGAAACAUGAAGAAACAUAAUACGAGAAGAUUAAACGAUCCAAUUAUAGUGUCGCGGGUGAAAAAUUACCUAGCGGAAAACGUGGAUAAAACGUUCGUCGAUGUAAGCCAAAUGGCGCGUUCUCUCAAAGAGCGGUAUCGCGAAUACAACAACAAAAGUGACAGCAUUUUUUGUCAUAUGGUCGAAGGCGCGUACAAAGUUGUGUUGCAAAGCUACGGGCUCGACGGGGGCCCCUCUACGAGUGAACCAUCCGAAGCAGAGGAGGAAUCUGAUUUAGAAAUGUUAGAUGAGAAGCAGACUGCGAUGAACGACUGCUUAUUAGUAAUGUACAAUAAACGAGCAGCCGCCCGCCGCGCCACCGACAAGGACGGCGAACCUAUUGACAUAAUCAGCAGUGACGAGGAUGGCAGCGCGGCGCCCAAGAUACCAAAAAUUAACGACCAGAUCACCAUAACUCCACAUAUACCUAAUCGCACUGCCAACCCUAAAGUGGAGAGUCGUAAAAGCUCCGCGAAACCACAACAAACCCAAAAUCCCACAGACAAAAAACGCAAAGCGGAAACACACAAAAGUGCCGUGUUCAAGAAAAUUAAAGAAUUUGGCAGUGCCAAACGUGUUAAGGUUAGUUUUGAAGACAUGGGAGGAAUCUCUGAAAUCAUCACACAGAUAUGUGACCUUGUUUUGCACAUGAAACAUCCUGAGGUUUACAUCCAGUUGGGAAUUAAAUCCCCUCGAGGGGCCCUGUUGCAUGGGCCACCAGGUACGGGAAAAACUUUGCUAGCUCAUGCAAUUGCUGGCAAGCUACAGUUACCAUUGAUAGCUGUCACAGGGACUGAAUUAGUUGGUGGUGUAUCUGGUGAAUCUGAAGAACGAAUUAGAGAGCUGUUUGAGAGGACAGUUUCUGUUGCCCCAUGUGUUUUGUUCAUUGACGAAAUUGAUGCAGUCUGUGGCAAUCGUAUACAUGCUCAAAAAGACAUGGAGAAGAGAAUGGUUGCUCAAUUAUUAGCCAGCUUAGAUAGUUUAAGCGAAAAUAGUGCUUCCGUUUUAAUACUGGCGGCAACAAACAAUCCAGAUACUUUAGAUCCUGCAUUGCGAAGAGCUGGGAGGCUGGAACAAGAAAUUACCCUUGGAAUACCUUCAUUAAAAGCUAGGAAAGAAAUCCUUUCAAUACUCUGCAAAAACCUAGCUCUAGCAGAUGAUGUGGACAUGAAUGUGCUUGCCCAAAUAACGCCUGGUUUUGUUGGUGCUGACUUGCAAGCUCUAGUAAAUAAAGCCAGCACAUAUGCUGUUAAAAGAAUAUUUUCUGAAAUACGUUUACAAAGUAAAGAUCUGGUUGCAGAUAAACCUAACGAUAAAAAAGACAUUGAAGACCACAUCAUCCCUAAUGGAGAUAAAGAAAGUGAAGAUAAGGCACAGCCAGAGUCAACUGCACAAAGCACCGAGGAGAAAUCUGAAGAACCGGAGAGCACUGAGCCUGAUAUAAAUGAUGCACCUAAUGAAAAUGAAAUAAACACAAAUACUGUUAUACCAUCAGAUAGUAAAGUAGAUCCCCUAGAUGAAGUUGUUAGUCUUCUUGAAGACACAAUGCCUUACUCAGAAGAAGAAUUGAUAGGUCUUGCAAUCAGGCAAGAUGACUUUGUAAGAGCACUGAAAACAACCAAACCUUGCGCUGUUAGAGAGGGCAUUGUCACAGUUCCUGAUGUGACGUGGGAUGAUGUUGGAUCAUUGAAUCAAGUUCGAAAAGACCUACAGUUAGCUGUACUAGCUCCAGUUAAAUAUCCCGAACAGCUAAAAAAGCUUGGCUUAUCUACACCUAGUGGUGUAUUACUGUGUGGCCCCCCAGGAUGUGGUAAAACAUUGCUGGCCAAAGCUGUUGCAAAUGAGGCUGGAGUCAACUUUAUAUCUGUGAAGGGCCCUGAACUACUGAACAUGUAUGUAGGCGAGAGUGAACGAGCAGUGCGUACAUGCUUUAGACGCGCGCGUAAUUCUGCACCUUGUGUAAUAUUUUUCGACGAAUUUGACGCGCUGUGCCCAAGGCGAAGCUCGCACGAUAAUAAUGGGGCUGCCAGAGUAGUCAAUCAGUUGCUGACGGAAAUGGAUGGCAUAGAAAGUCGUGAAGGUGUCUUUGUUCUGGCAGCUUCUAAUAGACCUGAUAUUAUUGACCCAGCAGUUUUACGACCUGGUAGGUUAGAUAGGAUCAUGUACGUGGGAAUGCCAGGAACAGAUGACAGAUUUGAUAUACUACAGAAGAUAACAAAAGGUGGUAAACAACCUCAGUUAGGCCCAGAUGUAGAUUUGCAAGUGAUUGCUAGCGUAACAGAGGGUUACACUGGUGCUGAUUUAUCUGGCUUAGUACGAGCAGCUGCCACAAACUCUUUGACAAAUCAUAUUGCAAAUGAUACACUUGAAGGCGAUAUAUUUGUAACGUUUGAAGAUUUUAGAGGUGCUCUAAAUAAAUGUAAGCCAUCCGUAUCAGCAAAAGAACAGUUACAUUAUGAAAAGUUAAGAUUAAAGUAUGCUGGCACCAGUGAGGAAAGGUUUAUGCAAAUGGAAAUUGAGCCAACAAAUGAAGAAUUUAUGGACACAGUGAUAUAAGACAAAUAGUAAUAAAAAAUAGUAUUCCAAUUGUAUCACAUCCCUGUGUGUAAAAUGCCAAUUUGAACAUAUUUAAUUUCAGGCAUUCAAAAGUUUUACAGCCUUUCAGUUCAAAAUACUUUUAGAACACAAUCAUAUUAAUGUAUAAGAGCAUCUGUAAUAAAAGAAUGUGUAUGAUAUUUUUAUCUUUUAAUUAAUAGUAUUGUUUGUGACAUUAGAAAUUCAUGUUCAAUUAUUUGUAGCAAACUUUACUUUUCUAAAUUGGAACAUAAGUACUAAUUAGGAACAAGAAAUAUAAACUUCCUUAAUUCAAAUCUGCCACACAAUGUAUUGUAUCCAUUGUUAUCAAAUAAUGGUGAUUAUUAUAUUAAAGCUAGUCUCAAACGUCAGCUAGGCAUUAUUGUUAGCACCAACCCAGUGCCUCUUAUAACUAAAUACCUAAUUAUAUCAAUUAAUACAUAAGCUUUUGUGUUCCAAUUUACUUUUGAAUAUCAAAUAUUUUUUGUAGUUUUUUAUUGUCCAUCAAUUUUUUUUUUUCUUAAGAAUUUAAAUAUCACAAUUAGUAACCUUACUUGCUCCAUACUAUAUUUAUUUAAUGUAAAUGUGGUGUACAAUAACAGUGUAUUUAUGUAUAAGUCCGAAUUUAACAAUUGUACACCUUGUAUUGUAUUUAGGACAGCAAUUUAUAAGUUUCUGCACAUUUGAAAUUCAGUGACUAAUAAAAUAUUUUAAUUAGA